UUACCUCCAGAGAGAAACAGAACAAAACACAGAACCCAUGAAAUUAAACGAAAGAUAGAAAGUGAAGAAACCCCCCUCUUCCCGACUUUUGCUUUUAAAUGCACCCUUUCUCUCACUUUCUCUCUCCACUCCUCCAGUAGUCCGUUCCCUCCCUCUCUCUUCCUCUGUAACUGCUUUAUCUUUUCUGAAAGUCCGAGCUUCUUUUAUCUUGUUUAUAGCUAUAGUCUUAUUGUUAUUUUAUUUUAUUUUAUUUUUUUUUGUAAAGGGUUUGCAUUUUGAGUUUGAUUCGAGCUCUACAGAAUGAUCUCUCGAUGAAAUGGCUGUAUUGACGAUGGCCUUUAACAACAGCAACAAGAAUACCAACAACGAAGCCAAGCCUACUUUCCAUGAUUUUCUUGGCAUGAGCUGUGCUUCUGCUCCUGGUUUGCCUCUUCGUUUAGCGCCAAAGGCUUCUGCUUUUGUUGGAGAUAUCCGUCCAUCUGAACCAUCCGCAUCGGCUUCGGCCUCUGUCGGAGCUUCUUCUGGUGCUUAUGGCCCUGUUUCCGCUGCUACUUCUGAUCUGGGUUCUGUAGAAAGGCAGGUGGGGAACCAGUUUGAAGGGGUUUCAUUUCAUGGCUCGAGGAGUGAUGUGUCUGGCCCUGAGAUAAGCAAUAGGUUCCCUGGAAGAAAAAGGAGCAAUUCGGAGUCCACAUUCAUGGGGUCAACAAGAGAUAGAAUGCCUCAAACAGGACCGGGAUCCUGUGAAAACUCCCACCUGAUGAAAAUACUCCGAAAUGGAGGUGGGGGAGAACGGCCAAGAUGGUCUCGAGAUGAGGAACUUUUCAUUGGUAUGCAACCACCAAGGCCGACUUCUACUUCUGUCAUAUUACAGCCGCCCAUUGGCAGUAGUAGACCUGAUUCUGUAAUUUCGAAGUGGGAGCGGCCUAUGCCCAUGAAUGCAGGCGCCAUGGUGCCCAUGAAAACUCCUCUUCUAAACCAAACCACACCCUUCGCUGAUAAGGUCUCCUCUACUAAAUACAGGGAGGCCAAUACCGGCCCUUGGCGAAUCUCUCAACCAGCUGCUGAUGAGGGCUCUAGAACAGGCAUUAAAGGUUCUGGAAUUCUGAGUGUUGUUAAUGCCAGUGUUGGACCUUCUGAACGAAACUCACCUGGGUUGCUGCCAAGUAGCAGCAGACCAAAGUCUGGACCUCACAUUGGAGAUCCUGAAUCUUCUAAUCCAAUGAGUCGACGUGGAUUAAUGUCUGCUAGUUGUCAAAUGACUAUAUUUUAUGCUGGCCAAGCUCAUGUUUUUGAUGAUGUCCACCCUAACAAGGCAGAAGUAAUAAUGGCAUUAGCAGGAUCAAAUGGGGCAUCAUGGUCCACAUCUUAUUCCCCAAAGUCCACUGUGCAGCCACCCAUUAGACAGCCACCCCAUGGUGAAAACUUUCCCCGCAGUGGAGGUAAUGAAAUGGGCAAAAGCAGCUUACCAUUCUCACAAGAUAUACGUGGAAGGAGGUUGUCCAUACCAGGGAAUCUCAGUCAUGGACUUAGCCAAGGUGGCCGAGUCUCAACGACCCGAAGUGAUCCUCUAGACAUUCCCUUGGGAGUGCAGCAAAAUGUAGUAGCGAGGGAUCCAAGAACCCUAGCUCGAGCAUCAGAAUCUGACACCAAAAGCGGAAGAUAGGUAUGACAAUGCAGAGUUUCAAGGGCCAUGUUCAUCUUUUUUCCUUUGUCAAACUUCACCAAUGCAGUUGCUUCAUCCUCCCUUUUCCCCAACAUUAAGGAGAACUUCUUUUUGUAUCCUUUUAUAAUUUAUACAACCUAUGUUAUGGCCUGGUCUAUUAAAAUAUGAAAUGAUGCUAUUUGAGUCAUCUCAGUUACAUGAGGUGAGUGGACUUGUAGUCCAGAAGGCCUUCAAAACAGGAUAAAGUAUUGUCAAUUUGUGGCAGGCAGGUAUAAUUUAUUCUAAGUUACCCCUUUUUGGGAUGA
Macadamia integrifolia is the source of this 1968-nucleotide messenger RNA. RefSeq names its product protein TIFY 8. The transcript is spliced from 6 exons. Gene Ontology annotation, cellular component: nucleus. Lineage: Eukaryota; Viridiplantae; Streptophyta; Magnoliopsida; Proteales; Proteaceae. Bases 317 to 1663 code for a protein of 448 amino acids. The record is from RefSeq and is a predicted model, not a curated record. Gene Ontology annotation, biological process: regulation of defense response; response to wounding; regulation of jasmonic acid mediated signaling pathway.